Messenger RNA from Suillus bovinus, 667 nucleotides. RefSeq lists its product as uncharacterized. The record is from RefSeq and is a predicted model, not a curated record. The coding region runs from base 228 to 470 and encodes 80 amino acids. Lineage: Eukaryota; Fungi; Basidiomycota; Agaricomycetes; Boletales; Suillaceae. The transcript is spliced from 4 exons.
GCCGGGGUUAGGAGUGUCAUUGGGACAUUAUGGAAGGUCAACGACAGUACUGUGCAGCGCUUAGUUGAAGCAUUCUACCAAAACUUUUGUGGGGAUGGAAAAAUGAAUCCCAAACGAGCUGCCUGGGCGCUGCACCAGGCAGUCCAUUCGUUGGCUUGUGACAAAGAAAUACCAUUGGACCAGCGCAUAGUGUUCAUGCAUAUCGGCAUAUCCAUGGUUACUAUAUAAUGUACAUUUCAUCUUUCAGACUUCGGGACUGCGUACCACCUGCCCUGUGCACCCAAUGCAGACUUCUAUUUAUAUUCGCAAUCUGUUGCCUCAAAGCUAGAUGUGACCGUUUUAUGCUCUGCUACCAGUGUUAUUAUCAACAUCUAGGUCUGGAAGAGGACAACGACUUCCACUCUGGUGGGAAAGGGAUCGCGGAGAUAUCUUGUUUCCUGCUCUUGCGCUAUCGUGAAGUGCAACAGUAACGACUCGACUCAUUCUGACAUCCAAAUGUAUAUUGCAGAGCCAUUGAUCAUUCUUUGCGAGAUAUUUUGUUGUAGUGGACGCAGACGCAGGUGAUUCUGAGAUGGAAGAUAAGAUGGUUCAUAAUUUACAGUUUGGCCACUGGUAGUAAUUCUGAGCGCGUUUAUUGUGUCAAUGCGAGCUCUUGAUUUUACGAAGU